Puntigrus tetrazona (Sumatra barb) is the source of this 4467-nucleotide messenger RNA. Its product is annotated as RBBP8 N-terminal-like protein. Lineage: Eukaryota; Metazoa; Chordata; Actinopteri; Cypriniformes; Cyprinidae. The transcript has 25 exons. Gene Ontology annotation, cellular component: extrinsic component of cytoplasmic side of plasma membrane. Gene Ontology annotation, biological process: protein phosphorylation; cell differentiation; innate immune response. The record is from RefSeq and is a predicted model, not a curated record. Gene Ontology annotation, molecular function: non-membrane spanning protein tyrosine kinase activity; ATP binding; signaling receptor binding.
GUAACUCUUUCUUACCUUUCCUCUCUAUUUCGAUCUCAUUCUCAUUAGUUUUCAAUCUGAUGUGGCUCUCCGGGGGGCUCCGGAUGACACCGGCGUGACGAGGAGGCCGACAGCAUCGCGUGAUUGGCAGGUGACGUGAUUGACGUCCACAAGGUGGCACGGGGAAGACGGGUGAAGAGGCAGGUGUGCAGGAACACCAGCAUGGCUGUAGAAAGCUUUCCUGAACUCCUUCAGAAACUGCGGGAAGUCCAUGAACAUGAGUUAGAGGGAUGGCAAGAGAAAGUACUGGAGCUGACAAAUAAAAAGAAUAUGUGAGUGUGAAUCCUAUAUUUUUCAAGCUAAAAUUGACUGACACGAUAUGAGAUCGACCUCAAUAAUGUUUUACGUGCGUUUUCUGGUAGUGAUGCGAAGCGCAUAGAAGAGCUUUACAACAGGAACCAGCAGAUGAAAGAACAGCAGCGGAUUCUUACUGAGAACAUCAAACAGCUGGAGAACAGGUUGCGGGCCGGGUUGUGUGACAGGUGUACAGUCACUCAGGAUAUGGCUAAAAAAAGACAACUGAAGUAUGAAUCCUCCCAGCUCCAGAGUCUGCAGCACAUCUCUCUACUGGUGAGUGAGAUGAAUGCACUAAAGAAAGAAAACGACAGCCUGAGAGAGGAGCUGAAGGGCUUGAGGCAUCCAUCAAAUCGGCAGAAUGGUCAUUCAGAGGAUGCUAUCACCCCAGAGGUCAAGGUAUCACCUGACACAGCAGUAGCUGCCGUGACUUUACUGGCCUCAGGACUGAAGUCCAGCCAGCCUCCAGCAGGGGACGCCACGGUACCUGCAGCCACUGUCAAGCGUGAGAUGGACAACAGCCCGACCGACAGCCUGGAAAAGGCUACUGAACACAAACUUAUGCAAAGCUGGGGCAGGGCGUUUUCAUUUGAGUCGAAUAAACCCAUGCUGCCCACCUCAAGAUGGGGCACAGACCACAGUGCUGAAAGAAGAUCUUCCAGCGUGGACUCGGUCGAGCACAGACAUUCCCCUUUGUCUCCUUCUCUUCCAUCUCCUCUUAGUCUACUGAAGAGCAAUCCUAUUUUUUCUUCUGUUGCCUCUGAGGAGCGUAGCAGCCGGCAACAAAUCCACGCCCCCGUCCCCUUCCGGCCACUUCCAAUCAAGACCACUCGCUUGUCUAUCCCGUGGACGCUCUCAGAAUCUACCGACUGGGUAACGGUAGCAGCGGGCGGCUCUGGCGCCGGUAGUGGGAUAACAGUGCACCCAAGCCAGACUCCAAUUCCCAGCUCAAACAUACUGCGCUUCCCUAAACUGGUCCCACCAAGCAGCAGCCACCAGUCUCGCACACAUGGCCCGACACCUAGCGCUCUGCGGCCCUGGUCCCGCAGGAACCUGUCAGAGCAUGCGGAGAGUAGAGAAAAGAGAGCGACGGAAGCCGUUGCAGCGCCGCCCCAGUGGAAGGUCACGGCAACGCAGCCGGAAAGGAUUUUUGGAGAGAAUCUGAGAGAGGAGGAAGAGGAAGCACCGUUAGACCUGUCUGAGUCUGGACGUUCAAAAAACAAAGAGAAAGAGAAGAUACACUCACAGAGCGACGCAUCUUCAUCUUCAUCUUCCUCACCACCUGCAACGCUUUCCUCUUCAUCUCAAUGCCCAUCAAGCCCUCUAAGCGACCAGCAGACAGCAGACAACAAUACACAGCAGGAGGAAGCGCAGGAAACGUGUGAGGAACAGGAAGAGGUAAAGGAAGAUGAAACAUCUCCAGCAGCUGAAACGUCUGUCGGCUCAGAGAAGAAGAAAAUCCCACCGCUAACCAUUUCCCUGCAACCAGUUGUGGUAAUGGAGACGCUUAAAUCAGGAGUACAGUUUCCCGAUCAUGGAAGCAGACCAAUGGAGCACGAGGAGAAAGAGAACAAUAACCUUGAAGCAAGCAGAAAAAGAUUUGGGCAGGAUACUGAUGCUUUUUCCCAGCGCUCGCUAAAUGAGAAGAAAAUUCGGCUGAGCAGGGGACCUCAAGGAAGCCAUGCAGACUCAGAGCAAGGAUGCCUCAACAUGGGCUGUGUGGGGACCAAACCGGAGCAGGAUCCUAUUGGCAAAUCGAUGGGGAGCGAUGACAACCGCAACCAGACGGCACAUUACACCAAAGACCCAACGGCGGGCUCCAAAGCUAACAGAAUGGCCUCUAACCCAGCUUCUGGAUCGGAUGCUUCAGAGAACAUUGCCAUAGCUCUGUAUGACUACGAAGCUAUGCACGAAGGUGACCUGGGCUUCAAGAAAGGAGACAGAAUCAGAAUCCUUCAGGAGUCAGGCGAAUGGUGGAAAGCAGCAUCCAUCAGCACUGGUCAGGAAGGCUUCAUCCCCAGUAACUAUGUUGCCAAGGAUACUCUGGAAACUGAAGAUUGGUUUUUUAAAGGUGUCAGCAGAAAGGAUGCAGAGAGACAGCUGCUGGCAUCUGGAAACAAAAUAGGAUCUUACAUGAUCAGAGACAGUGAAACCACCAAGGGAAGCUACUCUCUGUCUGUCAGAGACUGCGACCAAACAGGAGACACGGUGAAGCAUUAUAAGAUCCGCACGCUCGAUAAUGGCGGUUUCUAUAUUUCUCCACGUAUCACCUUCAACACUCUGCAGGAUCUGGUCAGCCACUACAAGAAGCAGAGCGAUGGGUUGUGCCAGUCUCUCACUGUCGCCUGUCUGAGUCCCAAACCUCAGAAACCUUGGGAGAAAGAUGCCUGGGAGAUCCCACGCGAGUCCCUCAAACUGGAUAAACGUCUGGGAGCAGGCCAGUUUGGAGAGGUCUGGAUGGCAACAUACAACAAGCACACAAAAGUGGCAGUGAAGACAAUGAAGCCUGGCAGCAUGUCUGUGGAAGCUUUCCUCAUGGAGGCCAACUUGAUGAAAUCCCUCCAGCACGACAAACUGGUCCGUCUCAACGCUGUGGUCACCAAAGAAGAGCCCAUAUACAUCAUUACAGAGUUCAUGGAGAAAGGCAGCUUACUGGACUUCAUCAAGAGCGAUGAAGGGAAUCGUGUCCAGUUGCCCAAACUGAUUGACUUCUCAGCACAGAUAGCAGAAGGCAUGGCUUACAUCGAGCAGAGAAACUACAUUCACAGAGACCUUCGCGCUGCCAACAUCCUGGUCAACAAGAGUUUAGUGUGUAAGAUCGCUGAUUUCGGACUGGCCCGUAUCAUAGAGGACAACGAAUACACCGCCAGAGAAGGUGCAAAGUUCCCCAUAAAAUGGACCGCUCCAGAGGCCAUAAACUAUGGUUCCUUCACCAUUAAAUCAGACGUGUGGUCCUUCGGCAUUCUGCUCACUGAAAUCAUUAGCUACGGCCGCACACCGUAUCCAGGUAUGACAAAUCCAGAGGUGAUCCGUGCUCUGGAGAGAGGUUACCGUAUGCAGCGUCUGGACUCCUGUCCUCAAGAGCUCUACGACAUCAUGCUGGAGUGCUGGAAGAACAAGCCUGAGGACAGACCCACCUUUGAGUACCUGCAAAGCGUGCUGGAGGACUUUUACACUGCCACAGAGAGCCAGUAUCAGCAACAGCCUUGAGACACACACACACACACACCUUGACACGACCUUGAUCUUGCAUAAACCCCAUUUAUCAGGAAGAAAUGUACACAUAUGUAACUUAUCCAUGCCGACCUGUUGACUUUAUACAUAUGUAGUGAAAUUAAAUGUGAAAAGUUAUAGUGUGUUAUUUAAUGAUAUGUAAAUGAAUGCAAUUUCAAAAUCUUAGCAAUAGCAGUUUCAUUCCUAUCAGCCUUUUGCCUUACAAUGAGUGUUGCACAACACAAGCUAUAUGAAGUUAGGACUUUAAUAUGAAACGUGAGAAAUUAUAUUUUUUUUCCAUGUUAUAACUUUUCUGAUUUACUUUUAAAAUCCUGAUGGCGGAUGUCUUUUAGAGCUAAUCAUAUGUGUGUGUGUGUGUAUUGUAUAUAUAUAAAAGAAAUUGUAGCUAUGAUUGCUUAAGAAAAGAUAAUUUUAAACCUUCAACCUACAUUAGGUUUUAAGUUAUUGUGGAUUAGAAAAUGUAUAUACACUUGCUCACAAAAAAAAAGGUAAAGAUUUUAUUGAAAUCAUUGCUCCAAACAUUUCAGAAAAAAAGCAUCUGUACCUAUAAGGUAGUUAUGAAUACUUCUUUGAGUCACUGUGUAUUAUAUUAUGAAGUUGUAAGUUCAGGCUUCAUUUCUCCAGAUUUUCAGGUCAUUUGAAAUGUAUCUUACUUGUAUAUCUUCUGUUCUGUAUAUUUGUUUGAAAUUUUGUGCAAUAAUAGUAAACCGUGUAAGUGACAUUCUAUUUUCCUUUAAAGGACCUUAGCUGUGGCUUCUUUAAAAAUUUAUCCAGCUGUUUUUCAGCACACUUUUCCAUGAUGUAAAAUCGAUGUAAAAGAGUUGCCUAUGAAUAAAUGUAUGCGUGUAUGUAUGUGGUUACAAUUAGUCCAUAAAACAAAUAAAUUAAUUUCCAUUUUAA